AUGAUGACGUCUAUCAAGACACACAUAUCCGGCAAUUUCGAGAGUAGAUUGGUGGAUCACCUUUCGUGUCGCCUCGAGAGAAGACUGUGGGAGUUCCGGGACGACGAACACUUUUGGACGAAUAUUCCCCGUGCAGCAAAGAAGAUUUACGAGGCAGCUGGGCAGAAGACUCCUGAACGAGCUUUGCCAAUUAUACGCAAGUUCGUGGACCAGAAAAGAGGAAGUGAAAACGAGCUGCUUCGUCCUGAGUGGGGAGAAGCUAUGGAGGACCUCCUGUCGGAGUACAGGGGUCUCUUUGAACCUCUGCGUGCGAAGAGACCUCCACCCAAGAACCCCCCUGAACACCCGAAGACAGAAGAAGAGUUGACUGGGCGCGAAGAUUUCUUGUACAACGUGAAAGCCAUGCUGAACGAUGUCUUACAGAUCGAGGCCGAGUGCCGUAAAGUAGAUUUUCACCUUCAAAAGAGGAGAGGGGAGAUCUGGUCCGAAAUCAACGAGAGGCAGCAGUCCAUCAAGUCAUUCAUCCAAGACGAAAGAGGGGGGAUCGAGAUGAGCAAGAAGGACGCGUCGAAUCUCGUGCGCGACGUUCGAAACACGAGGAAGGACAUGUGGAAGAGCAUGAGGGAGCCGGGAACGGAGCAUCCACCGAAAGCCUUCUCACUGAUGCCACACUUCUCUCUCACAACACAGGUGGCCAAAGUACCCGCCUUGUGGAGGCACCUUGGGCAACCUCGACCAACUGACAUUAUUGGGCACCUAUCCCUACCGGCUGAUGUUGGCUGA
Ectocarpus sp. CCAP 1310/34 is the source of this 783-nucleotide messenger RNA. The record is from the annotation of a GenBank genome assembly. Lineage: Eukaryota; Phaeophyceae; Ectocarpales; Ectocarpaceae.